Messenger RNA from Pogoniulus pusillus (Red-fronted tinkerbird), 2362 nucleotides. RefSeq names its product secreted frizzled related protein 2 (gene SFRP2). The transcript has 3 exons. The coding region runs from base 151 to 1029 and encodes 292 amino acids. Gene Ontology annotation, biological process: canonical Wnt signaling pathway; non-canonical Wnt signaling pathway. NCBI's taxonomy places the organism in Eukaryota, Metazoa, Chordata, Aves, Piciformes, Lybiidae. Gene Ontology annotation, molecular function: Wnt-protein binding. The record is from RefSeq and is a predicted model, not a curated record.
UCUCGCUCAGACCCUCCGUCCCCGUCUGGCAAGCAGGAGCGCAGGCUGGGGGACGCUGCCUGCGGCUGAGGGCAGCGGCGUGCCGCCCGCCCCACCACCCUGGCCCCCAAGCCUUUCGCCAUCAUCCCCCCACCUCCUCAGUGCCCCAAAAUGCAGCGCCGCCUUUGCGCCCUGCUCCUGCUGGCGUCCCAGUGCUUGGGCUCGGCCGCCGGGCUCUUCCCCUUCGGGGAGCCCGACUUCUCCUACAAGCGCUCCAACUGCAAGCCCAUCCCCGCUCCGAUGCUGCUGUGCCGGGGCAUCGAGUACCAGAGCAUGCGGCUGCCCAACCUGCUGGGGCAUGAGACCGUACAGGAGGUGCUGGAGCAGGCCUCCACUUGGAUCCCGCUGGUGCAGAAGCAGUGCCACCCCGACACCAGGAAGUUCCUCUGCUCCCUCUUUGCCCCCGUCUGCAUCGACGACCUGGACGAGAUCAUCCAGCCCUGCCACUCGCUCUGCGAGGAGGUGAAGGAGAGCUGCGCCCCGGUGAUGUCCGCCUUCGGCUUUCCCUGGCCCGAUAUGCUGGACUGCAGCCGCUUCCCCAAGGACAAUGACCUCUGCAUUCCGCUGGCCAGCAGCGACCACAUCCUCCCCGUCACCAGGGAAGCACCCAAGGUCUGCGAUGCUUGCAAAAGCAAAAAUGAAGACGAUAACGACAUUGUGGAAAACCUCUGCAAAAAUGACUUCGCCUUGAAGAUAAAAGUGAAGGAGAUUGCCUACAUCAAUGGGGAUACCAAGAUCACCCCCGAAACAAAGAGCAAAACCAUAUACAAGCUGAACGGGUUGACGGAAAGGGAUCUGAGGAAGAUUGUGCUCUGGCUCAAAGGUGGCCUCCAGUGUACCUGCGACGAGAUGAACGACAUCAAUGUCCCCUACUUGGUGAUGGGGCAAAAGCAAGCUGGGGAACUGGUUAUCACAUCUCUGAAGCGGUGGCAGAAAGGGCAGCGGGCUUUCAAGCGGUUCUCCCGCAGCAUCCGCAAACUCCAGUGUUAGUAGCUUCAGCUCGGGCCACCUCCAGCAGCUGCCCUUGUCCUGAGCUCUCCAGGCCUCCUGCACCUUCUUGCUUUGGCCUCUGAGCCUUGAGAUGCCGUGGGCAUGAGACAUGGUGACCGCUCUCCAAGGGGAGAGGGAGCCCUCCAUUUUUGUACAUAGGUUAAAAUGUAAUAAAAAAAGCCCACAUGACUAUUUUUAGGAAGCAUUAAAGUAUCUUGCUUAAAGCUUUUUUUUCCUCCCUCCCUUUUCUUUUUUUCCCCCUUUUUUUUUUUAUGGUUGCAAAUGUGACUGUAGCCAGAGGCUUUUCCCUCUUCAAUUUUGUUAAUGCUGGUUCAUUUAUAUUGCUGCUUCUCUGUAUACAUGCAUGUUUGUUGUACAAAAAUAGAAGAUGCAGAGAAAGCCACACAUGCGACUCGCCUGUCACAGUGGGUACAACUCGUUCACCAAAGUGAAAUGGCUUGCCAUCUAUAUUAACACUAUAAAUGUCACAUUAAGACUCUUGCAUGUGAUACAUAGGCACCAGUAAGAGUAUAUUAAUAUAUCCUUUCUCACUUUUUAUUUUCCACACCUCUGCACUCUUCUCUCUUUGGCAAAAUGAACAAGUUUUGGAGCUGGUCAUUCUGAAUGCAACUUUUUUUUUGGUUAUUAUUAUUUUGCAAAUUAAAUCAUCUGUAGCCUAACUGUAAAAUACCUAGUGGUUAUCCUGAAAGAGUUGUAAAAUAUUGCUUUAAUUAACCUUGUAAAUAUUCCAGAUAAAUGUUAUAUUCUUGUAUAUAAACUUUACAUCAUAGUUUACGCUUUGUCUCAUUUGUAAUCACUUCAGUCUGUUUUUGGGAGAACUGUGAGAAAGCUGUGCAAGUGGGCUUUGUCAUGGCAAAGACAGCUUAGGUCUUCCAACCUAACUGGGUGGUAACUGUGUGAGGAAGCCUCUAGUGCUAAAGUCAGAAAAAGAAACAAUAGCAAGACCUUAAUUCCCCAAAGAGGAACCCAUGAGAUAAAGGACUGAGGUUCAGUCAACUCACUUAAAAUAUAUAUCUGCUGAGCUCUACGAGAUGAGGAGAUUUUUGUGGCGCAUUUUUCAACUGCCUGCAUUUUCAUCUCAGAAGAGUGGUCUUUGCUGAUGGGGAAUUGUAAUGAGGCCACUUGCUUAAAAAUCAAAUCCAUUUAUCUAUUUCUUGCACUUCAAAAAGACAUUAAGGAGUGCAAGAGCAGACAGAAAAAUCUGACCUGCAGCUAUCAAUUCAGAAUAAUGGUAGGACAAGGUAUGCUUUGUGUGUACGUACCCUCACUAUUCUUACCAAGAAAGAAAAUAAAACCUGCCUGAUAAUGUAAA